AUGCUGCAGGGCUGGACGAUGCUGGGUGCUAGCUGUCCCGUAGACAACUGCUACACGCCACUAAUGCGUAAUAAGCAGGGAAAGAUGUUCUGUGUGCGGUGCGACCAGUUUGUAGUCACCGAGGAGGAAGCCAAGAAGCAGGCGGCACAGGAGGCUGAGGAACUUGCUGAGGCCGAGAAGGAAGAUGCCGAGGCUGAAGCUCGAUAUGAGGAGGAGCGCGCUCGCCACAUCGAGCAGCAAUUCCGCUUGCAGGAGCAAGCCAAGAAGGCCAGAGAGAUGCAGGAACUAGAGCAAGGGAAGACGCAGCGGGCGCCUGCAGCAAAUGGAGCUGCUAAGCGCAAGAUCGACAGUGCGGUGGGCACUAGCCCCGAAAGCGAUGCAGAAGUGAACGCCAUUCGCCGCCAGACCCUCGCUGCGCUUUAUCAGGUGGAGCAUCCGCAUUUUUUCUAA
Messenger RNA from Phytophthora infestans T30-4, 450 nucleotides. RefSeq lists its product as uncharacterized. The record is from RefSeq and is a predicted model, not a curated record. The transcript is spliced from 4 exons. The coding region runs from base 1 to 450 and encodes 149 amino acids. Lineage: Eukaryota; Oomycota; Peronosporomycetes; Peronosporales; Peronosporaceae.